AUGGAAGACAACGGUUCAUCAAGUCUUACGUGGACUGAACCACAAAUGGACUACUUAGUCGAGCUUCUUGUGGAGCAUUCACGCAUGCCUGGCAUCAAAUCUGGAGGAGGUUUGAAGUCUAAAGCGUAUACAGCAAUUGAAAAAAGCAUGAUGGACAGAUUCAGUUCGGAAUUCAGUAAAGACAAAAUAAAAAAUAAAUUGAAGUAUUACAAACCCAACUUGACAGUCAUGAAGAAAAUUUUGAAUACAAGCGGGUUUGGCUAUGACCCAAUUAAGAAAUAUAUUGAUGUCAACCCCCAAGUAUGGAGUGACUACAUUGAGAAAUAUCCGAAUAGAAAAAAGUAUAAAGGGCCAAAGUUAUGGAGAUACUAUGAUGAGUUUGCCGAGGUGUAUGGCGAUUCCUAUGGAAUUGGCAAAGACGCAGACACAUUGAGCAGCAUGCUACAUGAUGACACUGAACCACUUCCAUCUACACCUGCAUCUCAAUCGACUCCAUUGUACAUGCAACCUGAAAGUAAACAAUCAUUUACACAGAUGCUUUAUGAAGAUAGUCCUCCGCUACAAUCGCCAGUACCUCCAACUCCUACAACUGAAGAUCCAACAAUGACAACUAAUAGAACUGCACAUAGGUCAAAAAGGAACAGGUCAACCAAUGAUGACAAGUAUUACAAUUUGUUGAACGGUAUAGCUGAGGAUGUGAAGAGCCUCACACAUACUUCUAGAGGGUUUCAAUUUGUCAAAUCUUGCGAAAUAUUGCAAGAGUUGUUGGACACUGGACUCCUAGAUAGUCAAACGCGAUUGAAGAGUAUGGACAUGUUAGCAGAGGGCACCAAUUCCAUGAUAUUUGUCAACCUUUCACCUUCAGGGUGUGAAGGUUGA
Nymphaea colorata (pocket water lily) is the source of this 879-nucleotide messenger RNA. RefSeq lists its product as uncharacterized. The transcript has 2 exons. The record is from RefSeq and is a predicted model, not a curated record. NCBI's taxonomy places the organism in Eukaryota, Viridiplantae, Streptophyta, Magnoliopsida, Nymphaeales, Nymphaeaceae. The coding region runs from base 1 to 879 and encodes 292 amino acids.